Trichoderma asperellum CBS 433.97 is the source of this 1218-nucleotide messenger RNA. RefSeq names its product 3-ketoacyl-CoA thiolase A, peroxisomal (gene ACAA1A). Gene Ontology annotation, molecular function: acetyl-CoA C-acyltransferase activity. The record is from RefSeq and is a predicted model, not a curated record. Gene Ontology annotation, biological process: phenylacetate catabolic process; fatty acid beta-oxidation. NCBI's taxonomy places the organism in Eukaryota, Fungi, Ascomycota, Sordariomycetes, Hypocreales, Hypocreaceae. Gene Ontology annotation, cellular component: peroxisome.
AUGGCACAUUUAAAGAAGGGGUUAAAGGCUAUACUUGAAAAAAGUCCGGAUGACAUUGUGUUUUUGUCCGCGCUAAGAACUCCUGUGACGCGAUCUUUUAAAGGAAAGCUUGCGAAUGCUCAUGCUGAGCAAUUGCUUGCUACCGUUUUACAAGCUACAAAGGCUCAGUUGCCUACUCUAGAUCUCUCUGAGGUAUCAGAUGUAGCAGUGGGAACUGUUCUCUCAGAGCUAGGUGGGCAAAAGGCUGGUAGGGCAGCUCUCUUGCACGCUGGAUACCCCGACUCAGCAGCCAUUUACACCGUCAAUCGGGCAUGUUCGUCUGGUCUACAAGCGGUGACUAACGUUGCAGAGGCAAUAGCGGCUGGCCGUAUGGAUAUGGGCAUUGGGGGCGGAAUGGAGAGCAUGACGAGAAACUAUGGCUCGAAAGCCAUCCCGAAUAUUGUGUGGGAGGAACUACGUGAGUCGUCUGUACAGGCAGCAAGAGACUGUCUGCUUCCGAUGGGCAUCACCAGCGAGAAUGUUGCGCAGCGAUAUGGCAUCUCACGUACGGAUCAAGACGCCUUUGCUCUAGCCAGUCACGCCAAAGCUACAAAAGCGCAGGCCGAAGGUCGGUUUAAAAAUGAGAUCAUACCCGUUGAGCUGGUUUCAGAAACAGGAGACGCCAUCACCGUAACUCAAGACGACGGAAUCCGACCCAACGCUUCCCUGGAGCAAUUGGCAAAGUUGAAGCCUGCCUUUCUUCCAGACGGCGCGUCCACUGCUGGAAAUUCGUCUCAGAUUUCCGAUGGCGCAUCCGUCGUCCUAAUGGCUCGCCGCAGCACUGCUACUAGGCUAGGGCUUUCGGACUACAUUCUGGGCAAAUGGGCUCGAUCAGCAGUGGCAGGUGUUGCCCCUGAUGAGAUGGGUGUUGGUCCCGCCGUUGUUAUUCCCAAGAUGCUCGAAUCAGCCGGAAUUCUGGCCAGUGAUGUCGGCGUUUGGGAGAUUAACGAAGCUUUCGCCAGUCAAGCGCUCUACUGUGUUGACAAGCUGGGCAUUGACAUGAACAAAGUGAACCCUAAUGGAGGUGCCAUAGCGUUGGGUCAUCCUCUUGGUGCUACUGGGGCGCGCCAGUUGACGACGCUUCUACAUGAGCUCAAGAGGAGUGGACAACCUGUUGGCGUUGUUUCUAUGUGUAUUGGUACAGGAAUGGGCAAGAGUGCUCUGAUUAUUUCCGAGUAA